CAGCUGGUCCGCCUUCGAAAACUCAUUGGAAGGCUGACUCUGAAGCAAAAAAAUGCUCAAUGACUUAUUGUAGCCGCGUUUUUAACCUAUUUGAGAGGCGACACCAUUGUAGAAGAUGCGGUGACAUAUUUUGUGGUGUUCAUUGUUCACAUUACAUUCGCCUCGACCAAGAUAACAAGUUUAAUUUGUCCGGCUUCGCUUCAAGAGUCUGCGAUAGGUGUUACGAUGAUUAUAUUCGUCUAAGAUAUAAACACCCUGAACCUUUCGUAUUGAGAUAUUUAAGGGAGCAAGAAGAAGAAGACUCAAGGGAAUAUCAGGACAGCGGCUAUAAUACCAUGUCCGAUAAUAGCUACGGCACUGAUAAAUCUAGUAAUACAAGAUAUCCCAAUAAUGAUAAUGAAAUUUUGAGAGAAAGUUAG
Molecule: messenger RNA, 419 nt
Organism: Racocetra persica
Lineage: Eukaryota; Fungi; Glomeromycota; Glomeromycetes; Diversisporales; Gigasporaceae
Source: the annotation of a GenBank genome assembly